Molecule: messenger RNA, 789 nt
Organism: Sphenostylis stenocarpa
Lineage: Eukaryota; Viridiplantae; Streptophyta; Magnoliopsida; Fabales; Fabaceae
Source: the annotation of a GenBank genome assembly
AUGUGGUGGUCCAUAAGGAAAGUCUUAGAACACAAUGUCUGCCACCAUGCUCUAGAAGAAGUCUUGGAACUACUUCCAUCUAAGAUCACUAACAUAGUCUUUGCUGGCCAAGAUCUCAUUCGGGAUGAGGAGUGGGGGAGCAUGCGUGAUGUGAAUAAAAAGAUAGAUGGUCCCCCUCUUCAAAAGAUAAAGAAUCAGCAGCUGCCCCUUCUUCUGCAAUAUUAUGUGGAGUAUUAUUUUAGUGAUUUAAACUUAGCUACUACCGAUCAUUUGAUGAGGUUCAUCAACAAAGAUCCAGAAGGUUUUGUGCCUAUAUCUGUUGUUGCAUCUUUCAAAAAGAUUAAGGCCCUCAUAACCAGUCACUCCCAACUUGCAACUGUUUUGAGGAACUCAUCAAAGCUCGUGGUUAGUGAAGAUGGAAAGAAAAUUAAACGGCAGUAUCCCCUCACUGAGUCUGAUAUAGAAGAGCUACAAUCUCGCAUUGUUGUAGCUGAAAACCUACCUGAGGAUCAUUGUCAUCAGAAUCUUAUGAAGGUUUUCUCAGCAGUUGGGAGUGUGAAGACUAUCCGCACCUGUCCACCUCAGACCUCCAAUAGUGGGGCUUCUUCUGCUUCAAGAUUGGGAAAAGUUGAUGGCAUGCCUCUAUCAAACAAGUUGCAUGCAUUUGUUGAAUAUGAAUCUGUUGAGCUGGCUGAGAGAGCAAUUGUGAACCAUUCACAGGUUGCUGAGCUGAAUGAUGAGGGAAACUGGAGGAGUGGCCUCCGGGUUCGCCUAAUGCUUAGACGCAUG